AGCUGCACAGCUCAGCUCGAGCGUCACAGGUGGAAGUCAAUCUAAUGGCUGAUCUUUGUGCAUGAGUUUGCCGUUGUGUGCAUGUGUGACUGGUGGUUGCUUUGGCUCUGGGUGUGUGUGUGUGUGUGUCGUUUCUCUCUAACCUCCCUUUUUCUCGACACUAUGCGCUUCUCUCAGAUCAGCAGAUGCAUCUUUGUCUCAGAAGCAACAUCACAGCUGUGAAGCAUUGAAAUACGUACAAUUCCCCUCCCAGCUCCUCGCCGCUAAGCUAAAACUCCCGAAAGACGCGAUUCGACUUAGAGCAGCCGUCUGACCUGGAACCCAACAACAAACCAGAAUAAAAAGAGUUUUCUUCACCAAUAUUUGUCCAGAACUUCAAGACCAGGUUCAGAUUGACUCCUCCCAGGCCUCAACAUGUCCGUCGACCCCGCGGUCGAGCUGCCCUUCUUCUACGGCAGUAUAAGUCGCUCGGACGCCGAACAGAGCCUGAAGCUGGCCGGCAUGUCGGACGGCCUCUUCCUGAUGAGACAGUGCCUCCGCAGCCUUGGAGGCUAUGUCCUGUCUGUGGUCUGGAAUCUGGAGUUUCACCACUACACCGUAGAGAAACAAAUGAAUGGGACUUACUGCAUCUCCGGAGGGAAGUCUCACUGCGGCCCUGGGGAGCUCUGCGAGUUUUACAGCAAGGACCCCGACGGGCUGGUGUGUCUCCUGAAGAAGCCAUGUCUGCGUCCUCCAGAGAUGCCCAUAAAGGUCGGCGUUUUCGACAAAAUGAGGGAGAACAUGCUGAGGGAGUACGUCAAGCAGACCUGGAACCUGGAGGGAGAAGCCAUGGAGCAGGCUGUCAUCAGUCAGGCUCCUCAGCUUGAGAAGCUGAUCGCCACCACUGCCCAUGAGCAGAUGCCCUGGUAUCACGGAAAUAUCACUCGAGUCGAAGGGGAAAGGAGGCUUUACUCUGGAGCACAGCCAGACGGCAAGUUUCUUGUCAGAGACAGAAAGGAGGCUAAUUCGUUUGCUCUCUCUCUGAUGUACGGGAAAACGGCUUACCACUAUCAGAUCCAGCAGGACAAAUCAGGGAAGCUGGCUAUGCCGGAGGGUACAAAGUUUGACACACUGUGGCAGCUGGUCGAGUAUCUGAAGAUGAAGCCUGAUGGUCUGGUAACUGUCCUCGGGGAGGCCUGCGUCAACGGCAAAACUGUAGAACAGAAACCCAGUGUUCCUUCAGAAAGGCGAGGUGGAGGUCGACGGAAUCCAUACACACCACCACCUGGAGCUGCUGCGCUGACCUCAAAACCAGUUACGUCUGUGCCUAAAGAGUGCGACCUUCUGCCCAUGGAUUGUGAUGGAUUUAACCCAUAUCACAACCCGAAUGAGAUCAAGAAAUUCAACAUCCAGCGCGACCAGCUGAUGAUAGACGAGGUGGAACUCGGCUCUGGAAACUUUGGCUGUGUGAAGAAGGGAGUCCUCAGGAAAGAAUCAGGCCAGGUAGACGUGGCCAUCAAGGUGCUGAAGAGUGAAAAUGAAAAGGUGGUGAAGGAUGAGAUGAUGAGGGAGGCAGAGAUCAUGCACCAGCUGGACAACCCGUUCAUCGUCCGCAUGCUGGGCCUGUGCAACGCCGAGCACCUGAUGCUCGUCAUGGAGAUGGCUGCAGCCGGUCCCCUCAACAAGUUCCUCUCCACCAAAAAGGAAACUGUGUCUGUGGAGGACAUCGUCAACCUGAUGCACCAGGUAUCGAUGGGGAUGAAGUAUUUGGAGGAUAAGAACUUUGUGCACAGAGAUCUGGCAGCUCGCAACGUCCUGCUGGUCAACCAGCAGUUUGCCAAAAUCAGUGACUUUGGGCUUUCCAAGGCGCUGGGAGCAGAUGACAACUACUACAAAGCUCGUACAGCAGGUAAAUGGCCACUGAAGUGGUACGCUCCAGAAUGUAUAAACUUCCACAAAUUCUCCAGUAAAAGUGACGUGUGGAGCUUUGGCGUCACCAUGUGGGAGGCGUUCACCUACGGAGGAAAACCCUACAAGAAAAUGAAAGGUCAGGAGGUCACAGCCUUCAUUAACAACGGGGGCCGUAUGGAGCGUCCGCCAGCGUGUCCAGAGAGGAUGUACACACUGAUGAGAGAGUGCUGGACACAGUCCCACGAGGAUCGCCCCGACUUCAAGAAGGUCGAGGAGUCCAUGAGGACUUAUCAUUACUCCAUAUCCAGCAAGGCCAAGCCUGAUGGAGCCGAAGCUGCUGCCAUGCCUAGCAAGUAG
Molecule: messenger RNA, 2247 nt
Organism: Xiphophorus hellerii (green swordtail)
Lineage: Eukaryota; Metazoa; Chordata; Actinopteri; Cyprinodontiformes; Poeciliidae
Gene: zap70
Product: zeta chain of T cell receptor associated protein kinase 70
Exons: 14
Coding region: 415-2247 (610 amino acids)
Biological process (GO): protein phosphorylation; intracellular signal transduction
Cellular component (GO): cytoplasm
Molecular function (GO): non-membrane spanning protein tyrosine kinase activity; ATP binding
Source: RefSeq, a predicted model, not a curated record